AAACCGUCAAUAUGCGUCUCUCCAUCACCAGCAUUGUUCUCUCCCUCUGCGUACUUCCGAGCAUUGCCAGCCCAAUGCCAGCGCCCGCUGAGAACUCCGCCUUGAUGAGCAAGCGCUGCUGUAUCCUUUGCGAUAAUCCCUAUGCUCGCUGCGGCUCCAACGACAAGCGAGAGGCUUUUGAGACCGAGGAAGGCGCUAUAUCUGGUCUUGGAAAACGCUGCUCGAUUAACAGCAUGAACCCCGCCUUUCGGUGUGGAUCUGCCCCUUCGGAGUGAGUCAGAGAUGAGGCUGGUUAUGGUGUAGGGGGUGU
Molecule: messenger RNA, 310 nt
Organism: Aspergillus steynii IBT 23096
Lineage: Eukaryota; Fungi; Ascomycota; Eurotiomycetes; Eurotiales; Aspergillaceae
Exons: 2
Coding region: 12-275 (87 amino acids)
Source: RefSeq, a predicted model, not a curated record